AUGAGCAAGAAGUUCAAGUCACAGGCCUCCGCCUCGAGCGCUCGUGCUGCUUCUGCUGCCUUUGGAUCGUCCUCGUCCCCCGCCUUCGGCUUCGGACCCGCGUCUCAGGGAUUCCAGACUGCGGCCUCCUCGCUAUCCUACGUCGCUGAACAACCAGAUCUUAGCACUGUCUCAAAUCCGAACCUGGUUGUCUCCCUUCGAAACCUUAGCAAGAAGGACAGCACUACAAAAGCCAAAGCACUUGAGGAGCUACAAGACUAUGUAAGCUCGUUGACCUCGGGUGACAACGUUGAUUCUGGCCUGCUGCAAGCAUGGGUCAAGUUAUACCCACGAACAUCCAUCGACAAUGCACGCAGAGUCCGCCAACUCGCACAUGCCCUACAAGGCUCCCUGACUGCUCUCUCCGGCAAGCGAAUGGCACCUCAUCUACCAAACGUGAUCGGAGCAUGGCUUUCUGGUUGUUAUGAUAAUGACAGGUUGGUGGCUCGAACUUCGCAGGAAUCGGUGGGAGUCGCAUUUGCCACAGAUGAUAAGAGACGGGCGCUGUGGAAAGUCUACAGGAAUGCCCUCCUUGACUACGCCAACGAUGCCAUCUUGGUUCAGACACCCAAAACCUUGAGCGAUGAACGGUCAACCACGCCAGAUGAUUCAGAGGCAAAGUUUGUUCGAGUAGCUGGAAAUGCUAUGCAAAUGCUCAGUCAGACUAUCAAGAUCAAUUUCGUCCAGGGGUCGGGGGGCAGCAAGCCUGACAUCUCUGAGAGUCUCGGAAGGAUUGUGGUGGACAAGAGACUUUGGGAGUUCUCGUCUCAUGAGGAUCCUAUUCUUCGGAGGGCUGUCUGUAACCUGGCAAGCAUAUGCGCAGAUACCAUCCCUGGACAGCUGGACUGGAAAAUCAUAAGUGCUUGCUUUGUUGGCAAAGCUCUGAACGGCAGCCAGCUGGGUUCGUCUCGUCAACUGUCAGAAACGCUUGUGGCUCUCACCUCAGUCCGGCCCGAGGUGUGGACCACAGAUUAUUCUUCCAAAACAGCGGCAUCCAAAAGACUGUUCCAGUACCUGCGCAAAGGCUCACAGCGAGGUCCGGCGGAUUUCUGGAUUGAUAUCGCGUUGCUCCUCAAAAAGAUUCCAGUCGAAGCCUGGAGCGCUGUCUCCGAUGAUGGCAAGGUCCAUGUCAAUGACACCACAACAUUACUUGAGUCCUUGAGGACGGGCAUAACCAGCAGUGACGAACCACGUCAAAAUCUCCAAGCUGCCUGGUCCACUUAUGUGGAUCUCUCCUUCUGGGCGAGCCACCUGUUAGGAGAUGAUCAGUCCAGAGCGUCGCUACUGGAGGAGAAUGUACUGCCUUUGGUUCGCCAAUAUGUUGUUCAAGAUCCUAAGCAAAAUACCUGGGACAUUCCGCGUACAUACAACGUCAAGAUUACGGCUUCGAUACUCAUAAGCCUCCUCCGCUGUGAUUACUACUCUUCGUUUGACAACGCUUGGGUCAAUUACUGUGAGCAACUCAGUACUAGCAUGAAGCUGUCUCUACCCGAGAGCUCGAAAGAUUUCGUGAAAUCACAGGACGAAGUGAUUGCGCAAGCCAACCGGAUGUUUCGCCUCAAGCCCCUUAUUGUUGGUGCCGAAUCUCUGUUGCCCACCGGGAAGGCGCAUGCAGUGGACGUCAUCCAAGAGUCGGAUAACUCUUUGAUCAAUGCCGCUUUGCAGCUCCUGAAAGCGCGCAACGGCAAGCCAUAUGGAGCAGCCGCUGUCCUAGAGGCUGUCACUUCUUCUAUGGAGACAAUAACGUCCAAUUCUCUGCGAGAAUUUCUCGACUCAGAUGCCAUCGAACUCCUCGGUAGCCCAUCCGCAGAGUACUUGUCCUUGAUCCUGCUGCAUUUCCAUCGGAAUCUGACACAAGCAUUCACCAAGUUGAUGGACGCAGAAAAGGGAGCCGGCGCCAAAGCACUUGCACGACUUCUGGGUCAAGCUACCGAAGAUGAUCUUUUGCAAAACCCUCACAUCGAGCCAUUCAUCAUCCGCCAGAUAUCGUCACAACUCGAAAACGGCUUUGCACAAGAUAAUGUGAGAAGUGUACUGAUGAAUGCCCAACUUGUUCGAUCCAAUUUGCACAAGAAUUGCUGCCAGGCGAUACUAAUUCAGCUAUCGCCGGGCGCCGAUCCAGUGUCACAGCUCGCAGUUCUUCGCUUCCUGCUCAAUAUGUUCAGCGAUCACCGAUCCGCCUCUUCUCUCUUUUCUGAGGGUAUAGGGAACAUGAUUCUCUCGAAGCUACUCGUUCUCUCCGAUUCAGACAACGUGCAAAUAGCCGAAUUGGCAACCUCGCUUAUAAACAACAUCAAAACAUUGCCUACCGGAGCAUCAUCCACAGUAGCUACUUCUGCUGCAGUCAUUGCAGAUCAACUCUCUGGGAGCGGCAUCCCUCUUUCCAUCUUUUCACUCAUUGACCUUGCCAAGGACACUCUCAGAACCUCGCCAUCCCUCGAAUCUGGCGUGGUUGCCGCCCUCAUCCCGUCUGCUAAUCAGUGGAGUGACGCCCUCGCAGCUCAUAUAAGCGCUCCGCCACCUCUUUCACUCUCGAUCACAAAUCCUCUUCACGGACUCGUCUUUAUGAUUCGGCCAGUGGGUGCUGUCACAAACAAGAAGCAGAUCAAAGACUCCGACGAAUUUUCUCUCCUAUUUCGACUGGUUCUCUACGUGACGAAGAUGUUGCUUGACACCGAUUUGUUGAGCUAUCAAUCAGAGGAACAACUUGAAACACUGUACACUUAUUAUCCCCUUGCUCUGCAAUUCGUCAAUCAGAAGUUGACCCUGGAGGCUGCAGGUGAUCUCUGGCAGAACACGAGCGAUGAGGUCACGGAAGAGGCUGCGGAAUCCCUUGCGCAAGGAAAUUCUUUGGUUCAAAAAUGGGCGCGAGAUGAUAAGAUGCUGAGAAUCUGGAUUGAAAAGAUUCGUUCGACAAAGCUUUUAGACCCGCAGGCUUUCUACUACAGCUUGACGUUUACCGACGUGGGGUUACGUUCCAUCGACGAACAUGGCCUUGCAUCAAUCACGUCCACCCUCAAAGAGGAAAUGAAGGACAUGUACCGGUCGGAAGAGGUUGCGCGGUCAGCCAGUCUGAUUUGCACUUGUCGGGACUACCUCAUCAGCUCACCAGAAGGGCGCAAACUGCUCAAUGAACUGAUUGCCAUGGGAACCGACUUGAAGCUUUCGUCCACAGUCGAAAGCGGCCUACAGGCACUGGUUCUACUAGACCUUCUCCUAAAUGGACAGUCCGAAUCAUUGGAGAUCAUCCCUAGCCAACGACAGAUCUUCCUGAUGCAAACUCUUGAGCGUGUGGCUGGCGAUGCAUCUGCCGGUCUGGCCUGUCAAACGAUGGCCAUGAAACUUCUCGAACCGGUUGUUACAGCUACCAAAGACAUCUAUGGGGAUCACUGGGGACGCAUCCUGCAAAACCUGGUGUCUCUUUGGCGAGACGGCAGUGACUUGAACAACGAUCUUCCUCUCCUACAUGCAUCACUUCGAGUAUACGGACGACUGAGGGAUCUUGCCAAUGCUGAAGAUGCGAAUGAAGACCUUAUUGAAGCCUGGAAAGCCUCACGACCGUCUCUGGAAGAGGGUUUGUUACACUGCCUGCACGGCUUCGAUAGACCCAGCAACGAGAUUAACCAACCCCGCCAGAUUACAGCUGAACUGCUUCGACGACAACUCUCACAUAUCGACGUGCGGCCUGAUAAAGAUUUAUACUCCUUCUUGUCGUCGCCGGAGGCGCCGGUACGGAGAGCUGCUUACGACCUUCUGCACCGAUCAAUCCCCUCUGAGCAGGAGCAGACGUCGUUAGACGUUGCCCUGGAGUCAAAAGUUGCUCAUCUCCCGCCAGAACUCUUGGGGGUGCUAUCGGACACUGCAAACCCCUCUGAUCCAGGGGUCGCGGCCUCGCGGCAGAUUUAUUUGCUUUCCUGGCAUUUGGUAUUCGACCACUUUCCAACAGCUUCGUACAAGCUCCGUGAUUAUUAUGUUACAGACAUCAAAGAGAAAGCCAUACUCGGAAGUCUUCUUGACUUACUUUGCGAUAUUUGCCGAAUCACGAGUAGCCGCCCACUCGAUGCGUCGAAGAUCGACAUUAAAUCUUUUGAACUUGGGACCAGUGAAACAGAUGAACAAGAGGAGCAGCAUCUCGCUAUGCACCUUUACUAUUGUUGUCUAUUAUAUCUUCCUGGGCCUACACGAAGUUGGUUCAUUGAACAAAAGAAUCGAAUCAAGUCGCCGUUGGAAGCCUGGACCCAGAAAUACUUCGCUCCAGCCUUGAUAUCGGCCGCGGCUGGAGCGGUCAGCGACUGGGUACGAACUCAGUCGCAAGACGAAGCCGAUGCUCCGUUGACGGUCAAAACAUCGUUGAGUGGCUCUGAAGUGGUGGCGUCGAUUGCCGUAGAUCCUGAGUCGCCGGCCAUAUCUUUGGCGAUAUCGCUACCGAAAACCUAUCCUCUGGAUUCCCCAACCGUGUCUUCGCGCACUCGAGUGGGUGUCUCAGAGAAGAACUGGCAGUCUUGGUUGCGAACCUUUCAAAUUAUCAUAUUCAGCACCGGCAGCAUUGUAGAAGGCCUCGUUGCCUUCCGGCGCAAUGUCCAGGGCGCGCUGAAGGGGCAGAGUGAAUGUGCCAUCUGUUAUUCGAUCAUCGGGACGGAUAUGCAAACGCCUAACAAACGAUGUGGAACCUGUCGUAACACCUUCCAUGGAGCUUGUCUCUUCCGAUGGUUCAAGAGUUCCAAUAGCUCCAGUUGUCCUCUAUGUCGCAACAACUUCAACUACGCCUAG
Molecule: messenger RNA, 4809 nt
Organism: Fonsecaea multimorphosa CBS 102226
Lineage: Eukaryota; Fungi; Ascomycota; Eurotiomycetes; Chaetothyriales; Herpotrichiellaceae
Exons: 2
Coding region: 1-4809 (1602 amino acids)
Biological process (GO): ribosome-associated ubiquitin-dependent protein catabolic process; rescue of stalled cytosolic ribosome
Cellular component (GO): RQC complex; cytosol
Molecular function (GO): ribosomal large subunit binding; zinc ion binding; ubiquitin protein ligase activity
Source: RefSeq, a predicted model, not a curated record